Suillus discolor is the source of this 2241-nucleotide messenger RNA. RefSeq lists its product as uncharacterized. The transcript is spliced from 13 exons. The coding region runs from base 1 to 2241 and encodes 746 amino acids. NCBI's taxonomy places the organism in Eukaryota, Fungi, Basidiomycota, Agaricomycetes, Boletales, Suillaceae. The record is from RefSeq and is a predicted model, not a curated record.
AUGUCUGCAAAUCUACAAUAUAUUCUGGAUGAAAGACAGCAAAUUUGUGAUACCUGUGGAUGCAGUUUCAAGCCCAAAGGCUUUGAUAGUCACCGAAGAGCCUGUGAGCAACGCACGAGAGACUCAGAAGAAGAUGCAGAGCAAUGGGCCUCGAUCACGGCCAUGUCAAUUCAAGAAUGCCAGCCUUGGCUCCCAUUCAGGUGUCAACUCGACUUUGAGGUUGCAGAGUUGGCGCACGAGGCUGCGCUCACCCAUGAACAAACGAUGCUGGCUCAUCCGAAUGGUUCGACUGCAGCAUGGACCGAAGACUUCACCCUUGCUAAUUAUGCGGAUGUUCAGAAUAUGUGGGAAGCAGCAUCGCAUCGCCUGACGCCAGACACUCUUACGGUACCGCUUGGUGACAAAGACAUGGAAUACACUGUACACUUUCGCCCCCUUUGGGAAUGGGCAGUAGAUCUUCUUCGACAUCCUAUCAUCGGCCCUCAUUGUGUUUUCGAUGCUCAGCGAUUAUCGAAAUUUGAUGGAGACUCAUUCGUUCGGUUCAUCGAUGAACUGUGGACUGCGGAUGCGUUCUGGGAAUGCCAGGUGCGUAUUACUUCUCAAAUGCCUCCAGAUGCGAAACCAUUAGCAUUCAUCUUAUAUGCCGACAAGGCGAAGUUGUCGUCAUUCGGGCGCGAGAAGGGCUAUCCUGUAAUCGCUCACUUAGCAAACCUUCCCGUCGCCAUCAGAAACAGAAAAGGGUUGGGUGGGGGACGAGUUGGAUGGCUCCCACUGAUCAAAGAUGACCCAAAGCACAAAGGUACACCACGAUUUGCUAAUUUUAGAGCAGCUGUGUGGCACACGGCCUUCAAGAAGGUACUUGCAUCAAUUGUACUGCCUUUGACAAGUGGUCGAUGGGCGAAUUGCUGGGACAACAUUGCGAGGCUCUUUUACACGCUUGUUUUGAUACUGUCCGCAGACUAUGAGGAACAGGCUAUAAUGUCACUCACUCAUGGCGUUAUGAGCAACUUUCCAUGCCCGAUCUGUCUAAUUCCUGAGGACAAAUUAUCUUCCAUCAUGCCGCACAACUACCCUCUUCGCACAGGCCAAGCGACAAGCACCCUUUUAAUCGAGGCAAGGGCAGAGCAUUGCAAAGGAAGGAGGGAGGCGAUACUUAAGAGCCAGGCCGUUCGUGAUGUUGAUAAUGCAUUUCAUGACAUGAAUCACAAGACUACUGAUGUGCACCGCGCACUAUCUCAUGACCGCUUGCAUGUCAACAUUCUCGGUUUCUUCAAAGACCACAUGUGGUCUGAACUACAACUACUUAUUGGCCUUUUGGGACGUGACAAAGUUGCACAAGUUGAUGAGAAUUUUGAUGCACUGCCACGCUGGUGGAACUUAAUUCAUUUUGAUGCCGUGAUGGCCAUAACAUUCACCGAUGGAAGUAAAUACGAGGUUAUUUUCAAGAACUGGUCCUUCCUGAAGAAGCAUCUAGUUGCCCACUUGUUUGAUGACAUCAUGGCCAAGGGAGCGACUCGCAAUUACAACACUAUGCCGAAUGAAAAGUGUCACGGUCCCCUCAAGGCAUCAUAUCAAUAUCAGACUAAUUUCAAAGAUGUUGCACCACAGAUUUUACGUGCAGACCACUGGUCUCUUGUUUCUGAGUUCAUCCGCAGUCGAGUGGAUGAACUAGAUGCAUACAACACUCAGAUGGCCGAAGACGAGACCGACCCUGAUACUAACAUUCCAUCCAACUUCCACAUCAGAUUCGGAUCGAAGCAACCGAAAAAGUCACUUGAGACAAUCAAGGAACAACAUGUCGACAAUCCUUCUUUUAGGCAUUUCUGCAGGAAGCUCAACACAUUUUUAAACGCUUUGCCUGCUGUUACACAGCAUGUGAAUAUGUUACCGUUUGACAAUCACUCACACAUGACUCAUCCUGAGAAGAUAACAGAGUUUCGAUUCCUCAAGGUCAACUAUGAGUCACUGGUUGACUUCUGCCAGACCACGGACUAUCUUCGUUGCAGCCCGAGCUUCCACAAUCUUCCCCGAUACAACUGUGUCAUCGUCAAUACCACAACUGUCGGAAGGCAUCUCCAGAAGGACAAACACCUGAAGUGUUGGCGUGUUAGACAGAGGGAAAUGGCUAGAGUUGCUCUCGCUCCCGAUCCCACUACAGUUGGUGACUUUCUUGUUAUGGAUACAGUAGACAGUGACAUCUUUCUGCGCAUGAAGCAAAUGCACCUGGCAGCUGGGCACUGA